Molecule: messenger RNA, 1242 nt
Organism: Fomitopsis serialis
Lineage: Eukaryota; Fungi; Basidiomycota; Agaricomycetes; Polyporales; Fomitopsidaceae
Exons: 1
Coding region: 351-1139 (262 amino acids)
Source: RefSeq, a predicted model, not a curated record
GGCUCCCAUCUACCGGAAAAAGUUACAGGACGCCCUGCAUGCAGGGAUGCGCAUCGCUGUCGUUUGCAAAGCGCUCGAUUAUGAAUCUUACUCUCGCUCCGGCGGAGGCUGGUUUGAAGCCGUUGUGGACAAUCGAUGGUGGCCAGCUCGCCCAGCACUCACCUGGUUGUGAGCCUGGUGCCCGAUGACACUCGUGCUCUGCCGCUCGCCACUUUCCCGUUUAUGCUUCCCGUCCUCGGUAUCUCUCCUUACCCGAAUCAUUUCUUCAAUCCCUCGAUAGGCUCAAGAUCUCCUUCCUCAGCUCGCUCUGCGUCUCCUUCCGUGUCACCUCCACUAGCAUCGUCGUGCUGAUGAGACUCUCUUCACCCGACGGUCCUGCUAGUCCACACGCUCUCUGGCCGGCGUCAUCGACAGUGUCCAAUACGGCCAUCCACGUCACGAGCUAUGACAUGAACUCCAAUGACAUGAACUCCUGGAUGACUGGAGUGCCGUGCACCGGUCGUCGCUGUCUUGCACAAGGGAUGUUCUCCCGGCCGCAUACCCACCUCGUACCAGGAUGCAACUCGCAGUCGUUUGCACGGUAUUCGAUACUUCCGAGCAGCGCUUCCGUUCUGACUUGGGCAAUACCUCGUAGUCGGUUCGCCGAAGACAUACCUGACCGUCAGUGCGACGUGCGACGACCAUCAUACAGGCCUCGUGUCCGCCUGCUCACCCCUCACCUCGGUACUGCGUCUCCAUACCACCCCUCCACCUCUCCAAAUCCUCCUCUUCGUCCUUCGGCAGCGUCAACACCGCCUUUGUCAGCUCGCUUUGCGUCUCCCGCAUCCACUCCGCCAGCUCGCUCCCGCCGUCGGGGAUGCCCUCGCUCGGGCGGUCCUGCCAGUGUGCGCGAUCUUGCCGGCUGCGUCGACGGCGAUCGUCAUGACGGUGCCGACCGAGAUCGUCUUCGGGACGAGUUUCGGCGUGAACUCCUGGAGGACAUGGAGGGAAGUCGUGCGCGCGUCGGAGGCGGUGAUCCGCGCGUACUCCGUGGUGCAGGCGCGGACGAGCUCGGAGAGGCCGUAGAACUGCGCUGCUAUCGACAUCCGCUCUUCGCCACGCUGGCGGCGGGCGGGCUGUGUGAGAGGGUGGCGGCGUGAGGAGAGGUGAAUGUACGUACGGGUUUUUGUAGACGGCAUUCUCAGCGAAGAAGUUCAUGUUCUGAGAGGUCGAGUGUCAACGUACUAGAGGUGAUCGAGGUUG